GGCAAUGACGGACAGGCGGUCCCAGAGGGGGAACCUGAGCACGUGAGCAUGCACACUGAAGCGUCGAGCUUCACACCUCAGCAGGCCUCCGAGCAGGCGGUCCCGGGCGUGGGCCCUAUACCGGAAGCCAUCCCUAUCGUCCAGCCACAGUUCGCGGCUAACUUCAUGAACUUCCUCUAGCAGAUGGCUGGAGCUUACGUGCCACCACCGCCGCCACCAGGGGCGGUGGUCACCAUCGAGAAACUCCGGAAGAAUGGAGCUGAGGAAUUCUUGGGCGAUCAGAUCGCCGACCCCAUGAUUGCCAAACGGUGGUUUGAGCGAACCACCCGAGUGUUGGGGAACCUGAGGGUUCCACAGGAACAGCGUGGCGACCUCGCAGUCGCAUUACUUCAGGAUUCCGCCUACGACUGGUGGAAGCGUGUGGGAGCAGACAUCCCGGAGCCCGUGCAGUGGGCCACAUUUGACUUACUCUUGCACGAAGAGUACAUCCCUGAGCACUUCGUCGAGGCGAAGCGGGAGGAGUUUUUGAAGUUCACCCAGGGUGAACUCACACUGCCUGAGUAUCGUCAGAAGUUUGACGAGCUCGCGGGGUUUGGGCAAGACCUCGUACCGACCGUGGAGAAGCGAUGCAAACGCUUCGUGGAGGGUUUACGUCCCGACCUUUCGACCCAUCUGAUCAUUGCUCCCCGGAGUGACAUCAACGCGUUGUACAAGAAUGCGUUGGAUUUAAAUGCGGCCCUCAUCAAGAAGGCUGAGCACCCAGGAGAGUAUUGGUACACUCUUGGCCUGUGCCUUGGGUGUGGCCAGGCCGGGCAUUUCCGAAAAGAUUGUCCGAAGAAUCCGGGUGAGGCAUUCUCGACCGCACCAGCCGCUCCAGCCCCAGCAGCGCAGCCCGCCCAGAGUCAGAAGUCGGCGGCAGCAUCUAGCCAGCCCAAGCAGCAGGCAUCUGGCGCUUAGGCGGGGAAGGCUGUAACGCCCCAAAACAUACCCUAAAAUUUUUAAUUAAUAAAUAUUCAAUUAGUCAAAUUUGUUUCGAUUAAAAUAAAUAGUUAUUGGGCUUUGGGCCGAAAUGAAAUGUGUUUUGAUAUCCAAUAUCUUAAUCUGGAUAAAUCUCAUAGAAAUAAAUCCAAUAUGUUGAGUAUUUGUGUGGUCUUGAUUGAGAACAUGAGUACAGACCCAAAUCAAGAAUAAAUAAAGAAAUUAGUUAUGUAGUG
This is a messenger RNA of Cuscuta campestris, 1214 nucleotides long. NCBI's taxonomy places the organism in Eukaryota, Viridiplantae, Streptophyta, Magnoliopsida, Solanales, Convolvulaceae. The record is from the annotation of a GenBank genome assembly.